CGCACAGUUGCACGCGGCGGCUCGCCCGCUCUACCUCGGCAUGUUAUACUAGUAACAAAAUUUGUUGACACGAAAUAUUUCAAGACAGUGCAGUUUUAAAGGACUUUCAGUGUGUGUGGCCAGAGUUAUGUUCUAUCGAGUACUGUGCCUGUGUUGAUACGGAGAGACAAAAGCUGAUUUUAUUUUGACAGGCCACCAUAAAAUGAAGCAGUAACCACCCAAGAUGGACUCGCCCGUAUCUUCGCAAGACGAUAGAGAUAUUGAAGUGAACGUGGUAUCAGGAGCCAGCAGUCCUGACAUCACCUCCUCACCAUCCAGAAAAGACCAGAAGAGUCCCUUCUAUGAACUAAAGAAAGACAAAGAAGAAAAAGCUACCGGCAGUGCGCCUUACACCAGUUUUUCUAUCAGUUCGAUUUUGAACCGUGCGGAGCCGAGAAGAGAGUCCAAUGUCCUGGAAGCAGCGUUGGCUGCUAAUCAUUUCGGGAAUGCGAACGAUGCUAUGCUGUCCAGAUUGGGUUUGAUAUCACAGUGGAGUGCUCUAGCGGGAAGGUACGGGGGUUUGGUGCCGGCUCCCUGGUAUUGGCAGAGACCACAAGACAGAACCACUCCUCCCAGAGAAGACUCCACCACCAACGAGGAAGGUUCAGCGGGAGGAUCCCCUCGAAUUAGGAGUCCAGCUCGAGCUCCCACUCCUCCCUCCCCGUCCCGUUCCUCCCCCCGCUCCCCGCGCCUCCAUCCAGCCCUCUACCCUCAACAACCAGACGUCCAAGACUCGGAUCCAGACGUAGACGAAAGCGACGACUUCGAUAAAGACGAGAAACGGGACCCCAACGCCAACCUUGGCAAACGAAAGAAGAAGACCAGAACGGUCUUCUCAAGAUCCCAGGUCUUUCAACUAGAACAGACAUUUGAUAUGAAACGAUACCUUAGCAGUUCGGAGCGCGCUGGUCUGGCCGCUUCCUUGCAUUUAACAGAGACCCAGGUGAAGAUCUGGUUCCAGAAUAGAAGGAAUAAGUGGAAGAGGCAGUUGGCUGCGGAACUUGAGGCUGCUAACAUGGCCCAUGCGGCACAGAGACUGGUUCGCGUCCCCAUCCUGUACCACGAGUCGCGGCCCACGUCGAUGCCUCACACGCCGAUGCCGUUACACCCUCAGUUCAACGAUGGCGUCGGAGGGGUCUACUUUCCCUCCCAAGCUCCUCAGCAGCUGCAGCCCCUCCCCGCGUCUCCUGUGACGUCCAGGGCUCCGCUGUCCAGCCUCGUGUAGUGUUCGCUUGAGCCCGCACGCUCGGAAGACGGACAUUACUGAAUGUGAUCGUGCGGGACUAGUCAUGUUCAGAGUGUUAUUGCCAAAUCGUUCAAAUGUAACUUUAUAUGUGUAGGUUCGUGUUGGGGCGUGUUUUCAUGGGUUUGGGUAAGAUAAACAUAAUUGUGGUGAUCGUGGUUUGUGGCUUAAAGACGUCUGUGAAGUGGCGAUUGUGUUCUAGGAGUACGGUAAUGAUAAUGACUGUAAAAAUACAAAGCUUGUCUUUAAAUAAUUAAGUAAAAAGCAAAAAGUACGUGGCUCUAAAGUACUUUGCAGUGAAACGUCAUUUUGACAGAUGUGACAAUGACAGUGACAUUGACAGCUAGUAAUGCAGGCAAAGGAAACGUGUUAUAAAUCCUAUUGUUUAAGGUUUGGAAAAAGUGUCUGUGGUCGCACGUUGAUAGUCUAGUCAGGUAACUUGUUGAAUUAAAGCUAGUGGACACGGUAGAGGGUUUUAUUACCGAGUCUCCAUUGUUUUGGGCCCUAAUCUUAUCCGAACACGCCCCGACCAUUUUAUUUACGUGCUAGAUAAAUUGCAACGACGUAGUACUACGGUAUAUGCGCUGUUAGAUACAACAAAAGAGGUUUUAUUGUUUUUCUUCAAGACACCUUUUUCUUAAAUUUUGAAUGCACAGCACAUCAAAUCUACUAAUCUUGUUUAGUGGAUUUUGAACUUUUAUUAUAAUGUUCUAAAGUUGAAAAUCAAUUAAAUGAUUGUAACAGUUUUGGGUAGCUUGAUGUGCUGUCUUGUCUCUUACUUGACUGUACUUUUACAAGAUUUGUAAGAAAAAUAAUUAAAAACAAUACGCCAACGUCGUUGUUAAUGAAUAUGAAUAGUGAAAUGAUUCGAGAUACGGUCGGUUUCAUAGUUUCUUGGUAACCAAAUCAGUCUAUCAAUAUUUUUUGAUAGAUUGUCAACUCUAUUUCAAGUCGGAUUAAGUUGAAAAUCCAAUAAACCAUGUGGUAGCUUAGGUAAUGUGCGUACCUCAGAACUAUCUGUCAGUUAAAGUUAUCAGGGAGCUGUGAAACCGACAAUUAAUUAUUACGUACAAAGUUCUAUGUAAUUCCAUGUUGUAUAUUGUUGUAAAUAAGAACGUUUUAAUAAUAAUUAUCCUCCAUUGUAUUUAUUUAUUUUGGCGCGUAAGUCUGUAAAUAAUAGCUAUCGAAAGAACUGAGUAUUCGUUUUUUAAAUGUAAGCGUUCGUUAUAUGAAGUUUCCUUUUUUAAAAAUUAACGUAAUUUUAAGGUAAGCGUCUAUAGGCCCGUGUCGUACACAUUCCGUAUGACGUCAUCAGUACGCAUCGCAUGUAGGCGUUGCUGAUGAUGCGGUCCGUACGAUGCGGAUCAGUGGACGCAGUUGUAUGAGUUUCUAUACAAGACAAACUAAAAUCCGUUGCGUGCGAUGCGUCCGAUGCGGGCCUGUGGACGCUUACCUUUAUAGUCUCUAGUCGCUGGUUUGUAUUCCAUUCUAAGUUCAAAAAAUGACAGUUGACGUUUUCGAAUGCUAUAGUUUUUUUUAAUUCUUGAUUAUUGUCAAUGAAAUAAUUUUCAUAAAGUGUACUAUUUUUUAGUAGAGCUGUAUUUGUGUAGAUAGCUUAAACUUCGCUAGCUAAUCCUUUGGAAUUUCUCGAUUAUUCUUGCGAAUUGGCAUAUCGAAUAAAAAAGAACGCAUUAUGCGACUAGCGUAGAAAAAAGACAAAAAUUAAACGAAAAUGCUCAGAAUAUUGUAAAUAAAUUAAAAAUAGGAUUAUAAUAAAAACACUGUGUUAUUGUUUUUUUUAAGAUUUUUUAAACCCUCAGUAACUUUAAAUAUUUAUACAGAGAUAUCGAUUGAAAGAGAAUCGAUUAUGAAUUGUUUUUUUUUAAAUAAACUGUGUUGCUAUGUUGCUUCAAGGUAAUUCUGUAAUGUUGCUAGCCUAAAUAAAUAAAUAAUUAAAACGAUGCUUAAUUCUAAAAUAUUAAUGUUAUUUACUGAUAGUAGUUGAAUGAUCUUCGUAAUUGUAAUAUUAUUAUGCUGAGGUAAGGUGAGGAAAUAAAAUCAGUAUGCAAUA
This is a messenger RNA of Spodoptera frugiperda (fall armyworm), 3353 nucleotides long. Its product is annotated as homeobox protein HMX3-B. Gene Ontology annotation, molecular function: DNA-binding transcription factor activity, RNA polymerase II-specific; RNA polymerase II transcription regulatory region sequence-specific DNA binding. Lineage: Eukaryota; Metazoa; Arthropoda; Insecta; Lepidoptera; Noctuidae. The coding region runs from base 224 to 1264 and encodes 346 amino acids. The transcript is spliced from 4 exons. Gene Ontology annotation, cellular component: nucleus. The record is from RefSeq and is a predicted model, not a curated record. Gene Ontology annotation, biological process: regulation of transcription by RNA polymerase II.